Messenger RNA from Cloeon dipterum, 2846 nucleotides. RefSeq lists its product as uncharacterized. Lineage: Eukaryota; Metazoa; Arthropoda; Insecta; Ephemeroptera; Baetidae. The transcript is spliced from 5 exons. Bases 361 to 2508 code for a protein of 715 amino acids. The record is from RefSeq and is a predicted model, not a curated record.
AAUCGGUGCUUCUUUUCGAGUUUUAGAAACGUAACUAACAACAUUAUCUACUUGAAAAGAUAGCGAAAAUGUAAUAAUUAUAACUUUGUCGAAUGCAGAAACGGGGAAAUUUGUUUCUCCAUAUGAACAGAUUUUUCUUUGCAUUGUUUGUCAUACAGUUUAUGUAUGUAUACUAUGAUACAUACUCUCAAACAAUGCUUCUGCAUCGAAUAACAUAAUGUCAUUGAUAUAAUUUGUAGAUAUCUCAAGUACCUCCAGUUACGUACUUUUCAUCCAUUAAUACUUUGGAAUCAUAGAGUAAGGAUCCUGAACUUAACAGCGAACAGCGUAUGUAGUUGGGCUGAGAAAACAAGAAGGGACAUGGACAUGGAUGGGGGUGUGAGACCAAUUUUUCCAAAGCCUUCUCCAGUUGACCAAGUUGGCAUGGAAGACAUACAAGCAUAUGAAUCAGAACCUGACCAGUACAUGAAAGAUCCAUUGGAGCUAAGUUCGACAACAACUGCUUCAUUUGACGUUCCAAGUAGUUUCAUGGUUGGAAACGUUCAAAGUUUGAAUAGUUCAAGGGAUGAUCGCAAACGUCCUAAAGAGGAUGACUUCACACAGUUUGUGUAUCCUACGUUGCCAUGCGACUACAGCAAAUCUGGAGGUACCCCGUGGUGUGCUGUGUGUGGCAAAUUGCUGAAAUCAUGGGAUCAGAAGUGUCUGGACAUGUUCACAACCAACAUGCAAUUUGAGAGUACAUGCACAUACUCUGAAGCACUAGCCUAUGCAAUUAGAUUCUACAUUGUGCCCGAUAAUGCACCCUCCAAAACUAUUUGCUGUCAGUGCUGCUUGCAACUAGAGGAAACUCUAAGAAUAGAGAUGCGGCUGAAGGAAAUUCGAUCAGAUCUUAACAAACUGUUUAGUAAAACGGUGCAGCAUCUGGUGAUGGGUACAAUUGGGAACGUCUGGAAAAGAUCUGACAACUUGUCACAAAUUCAAUUGGAUUCAACAUCAUUCCCUGUAACAGGAUAUGAUGAAAAGGACGUGAAGUGCUCCGUUGAAGAAGAUAGUGACUCUCCUGUACCUGUUAAGAUCAGGAUAAUGGAUCCAGCAUCUAUCAAUAAAUCCGUAACCCAUUCAACUCAUGUUACGAGGAAGCCAGAAACAGUCCUAAGAAGUCCUUUGAAAUUUAACACAGAAUUUCAAAAGUUCGCUAUUCCUGAUAUGGAGAAGCAUUUAGAGAAGAAGUCAAUCAAUGCUGCAGUGAAAGUGUCCUAUCCCAAGCAAACAAUGCCCACUGUUUGCACUCAGAAACCAGUUACUAACUCAGAAAGUGAGGUGGACCCUUUAGCUCUAUCCAACUUGCUCACAGAGAUCAAUCAGUUUGAUCCUCAAACUUCAAAUUCAAAUGCCAGUUUGAACCGAACUGUGAUAUUCAAGCCAAAUCAAUCAGUUCAUGCUCCGCAUGUCUACAAGAGGAUAGCAACAAAAUCAACUAUGUCAUUGCAGCCAGCAGACAAGCCUGUCAAGCCCCUCGUUGUCAAGACCGCUGGAGGCAUGAAAAUAUUCAUAACGCCGUCAAAAAUCGAAAAGCGUGUUGUUCAGCUUUUUCCAUCUCCAGUUGCCUCUCAAAAUACACAAGGUCCCCGAAUUCUCUCAGUAAGACCCAUCAAACCUAUGCCAAACAGCAAUGGAAGCUGCUCAUCAUCUGCUGUACUUCAGAACAACAGCAUUCAACCUAGUAAAUCUCCGAGUGCUGAAUGUCACAAACAAAGACGCAAGUCACAACAUGUAGUCAGAGAUGACUCUGUUGUUGGUAAAUCUGUUGUGCUGAAAAAACUUAAGCACAAUCUUAAAGAGGUCCAAAGGCACAAUAAAACUGAAGCUGAUGAGCAAGUUAGCGACCAGGAGCAAAAGACGCAAGAGAAAAAACGCAAAAAGCUUAAACUUGUGUCUCAAAAAGUUGACUUGAGCUCUGUUCUGGAAUCUGUGAAAGCUGAAGGCAAAGGAGACACUUCUGCAAUUGAGACCAGUAAACGCCCAAGGAGAAGCGCUUUCCAAAAAGCAUCAAAAAGGCUUGAAAUUAUUGCAACAUAUGAUAAGAACCCCAUGAAGUGGAUUUCAAGUAAUUCUAAAGUCACUGAAAGUGAAGAAGAACUGGAAGAAGUAGAGUCUUCAAAUGAUUUGAAGUUAAUAGAAGCAAGGGUUGUUCUGGAAAAAAUACCAGAAAGAAAAUUUGAGGACAAGAAGGAUGAGUCAGUUACAAGCAAAGAUGUCAGUUACAUUAACAUUAGACCUGAGGACACUCAUGAAGCAGUGGAGUCUGUGUGUAGUCAAAUAGAGCAAGUCAUCCUAGAAUCGCCGCCAGAGAAAUGCAAAAGACGCACCUUGAAAAAAGGAAAAACACCCUCAUUUAAGAAAUCAAGUAGUGAAUUAUUUGUGUGUGACUUGUGCAAGCUUGAUUUCCUAAAGCUAGAUGAACUGAGGAAUCACAUUGAACUAGAUCAUUUUUCUCCUAGUUACUAAUAAUAUUGCUGAUUCACUACUAGCUAUUAAAAUUUAUGUUGUGAAAAGCGCAAUAAAACUGCGGGAAUUAAAAUAAUUGUAUGUACUUUAAUUAGAAAAAUAUGGCACAUAGUUUUGUUACAAUUUGGCUUACUCUAAUUGUAAACUUAUGCAUUCAUCAAUGCACUAAAAAAUUUUUGAUGUAAGAUAUAACUAAUUGGACCCAUCCACCGUAACUACCAAUUGAAAUAGGAUUUUAAUCAAGACAUUAAGAGCAUGUACAUGCAAGUACUAUUUAAUAUUAAAGACACACUUGGCUUAAAUCGUUAAAAUUUAUUAAAUUGCAAAUAAUUACCUAA